Mercenaria mercenaria is the source of this 5475-nucleotide messenger RNA. Its product is annotated as fibropellin-1-like. The record is from RefSeq and is a predicted model, not a curated record. Lineage: Eukaryota; Metazoa; Mollusca; Bivalvia; Venerida; Veneridae. Bases 142 to 4029 code for a protein of 1295 amino acids. Gene Ontology annotation, molecular function: calcium ion binding. The transcript is spliced from 28 exons. Gene Ontology annotation, biological process: establishment or maintenance of epithelial cell apical/basal polarity; heterophilic cell-cell adhesion. Gene Ontology annotation, cellular component: plasma membrane; protein-containing complex.
CCAAAACGAGUUACAAUAAUAAACAGUUUUACGCGCGCUUACGCUUACUAUCAGGAAGUAACGAUUGAUAUAUAUUGGAGUGAAUAUGUUCUGACUGCAGUAUUCCUGUUUGAACACAUACGUUUUAAAGAGUAUUCAAAUAUGGAAUUUUCUAAUUUAUCAGCGGAUCCAAAAAUUGUUGAUAGAAUAGAAACGUUUAGGGAAACUCCACUGGAAAACGAAGAAGUGCCUUCUAGUUUGGCACAACAUAGUAACGAAAGUGAGACAACCGGAAUAGUGAAAACAGAAAGAGUCGGUGAAUUAAAGGAAAACCAACAGUCAUUGAACAGAAGGCUAUGCAUCAUCAUUUUAUUGGUGAUUGUUAUUGUUUUGGUUUUAGCGUCCGUAACUACGGUUGUCAUUGUGUAUACCCCAUGCAAAGAAAAAGCGGCAGCUGUAGUAGACAUUAAUGGAGACUGUGACUUGGACCUGAGUAUAGAAAAAGGACGUGUUAUCAACAUGAAAGGAACUAAACAUGGAGACACUGCCGAGAUUGAGUGUGAAGAUGGAUAUAAGUUAGUUGGAACUAAGGUUGUAACUUGUUUGUCUUCCAACGACUGGUAUGAAAUUCCGAGAUGUAUCCGGAAACAGUGUGAUACUCUCAUUAAACAACCGCAUGCAGAUAUCAAACACAACAAUAAUUCCACCGAGGUUGGCACCAGUCUAUCAAUUACUUGCACUGAAGGUUAUCAUAUACUUGGAAAUGCUACCGUAGUCUGUCAGAGCAAUGAAACCUGGUCAACUGUUCCAAAAUGUGAAGCAUACGACUGUGGAAUACCAACAACGCCAUCAAAUGGUAGGAUAGAAAACCUUAAUAAAACAAAAAUCAGCGACACCUUUAAUGUGAUAUGCAAUGAGGGAUACUCACAUACUGGUAGUGGCAUCGUAAAAUGCGAACAUGAUGGUCAAUGGAGUGAAGCUCCUCGAUGUAUGCCAAUUUCCUGUGGGCUGCCGCACAUACCCAUCAACGCAAGUAUAGUCCAUAUAGACGGAACUACAUAUAACUCGUCCGUUUCAUUUACCUGCGCAGAUGGAUUUUACUUGAAUGGCAGUCAAUCUGCGUAUUGUGACUCACGUGGAACUUGGAGCAACAUCCCGACAUGCAAAAUAAUCAUAGAUAUUGAUGAAUGUAGUUCAAGUCCAUGUAUAAAUGGCAUAUGUGUUGAUAGCAUUGAUGGAUACACUUGCACUUGCGACCUUGGGUACGAAGGAAUGUUAUGCAACGUCGAUACAGAUGACUGUCUUUCUGGACCAUGUGUAUACGGAAAGUGUGUUGACAGUAUCAACAACUUCAACUGUUCCUGUUACUCAGGGUUCGAGGGCGCUUUAUGCGAAAUAAACAUUGAUGAGUGUCAGUCUAAGCCUUGCCUAAACGGAACAUGUGUAGAUGGAAUAGCAAACUAUACGUGUGUCUGCUCCCCGGGUUUCAAUGGUUCAAACUGCGAAAACGAUAUUGAUGAAUGUAAGUCAAAUCCUUGUCAACAUGGAAGGUGUAUUGACGGCUUUGGCGAAUACAGCUGCAUCUGUGAGAAUGGGUAUACAAGUCCAAAUUGUGACAUCGAAAUUGACGAAUGUCUCUCUGGUCCUUGUAAACAGGGCACGUGUAUUGAUCUUGUUGGUGGCUAUAUCUGUUCAUGCAAUAGUGGUUUCAACGGUGUUAACUGCGACCUUGAUAUAGACGAAUGUAAAUCAAACCCAUGCCUACACGGCAAAUGUAUUGAUGGUAUUUCAACAUUUAUAUGCGACUGUAACCACGGAUACAACGGUUCAUAUUGUGAAAACGAUAUCGAUGAAUGUAAUUCAAGUCCUUGUGUACAUGGGACAUGUACUGACGGUGUCGCACAAUAUACUUGCGCUUGUGAAAAUGGCUAUACAAACAUUAACUGCGACCAGGACAUUGACGAGUGUAGCUCAAACCCGUGCAAACAUGGCGCAUGCAUAGAUCUACUAGCAGGAUAUAACUGUUCUUGUUAUCCAGGUUUCGAAGGAAUACACUGUGAAAUUGAUAUCGAUGAAUGUAAUUCAAGUCCUUGUGUACAUGGGACAUGUACUGACGGUGUCGCACAAUAUACUUGCGCUUGUGAAAAUGGCUAUACAAACAUUAACUGCGACCAGGACAUUGACGAGUGUAGCUCAAACCCGUGCAAACAUGGCGCAUGCAUAGAUCUACUAGCAGGAUAUAACUGUUCUUGUUAUCCAGGUUUCGAAGGAAUACACUGUGAAAUUGAUAUCGAUGAAUGUAAUUCAAGUCCUUGUGUACAUGGGACAUGUACUGACGGUGUCGCACAAUAUACUUGCGCUUGUGAAAAUGGCUAUACAAACAUUAACUGCGACCAGGACAUUGACGAGUGUAGCUCAAACCCGUGCAAACAUGGCGCAUGCAUAGAUCUACUAGCAGGAUAUAACUGUUCUUGUUAUCCAGGUUUCGAAGGAAUACACUGUGAAAUUGAUAUCGAUGAAUGUAAUUCAAGUCCUUGUGUACAUGGGACAUGUACUGACGGUGUUGCACAAUAUACUUGCGCUUGUGAAAAUGGCUAUACAAACAUUAACUGCGACCAGGACAUUGACGAGUGUAGCUCAAACCCGUGCAAACAUGGCGCAUGCAUAGAUCUACUAGCAGGAUAUAACUGUUCUUGUUAUCCAGGUUUCGAAGGAAUACACUGUGAAAUUGGUAUCGAUGAAUGUAAUUCAAGUCCUUGUGUACAUGGGACAUGUACUGACGGUGUUGCACAAUAUACUUGCGCUUGUGAAAAUGGCUAUACAAACAUUAACUGCGACCAGGACAUUGACGAGUGUAGCUCAAACCCGUGCAAACAUGGCGCAUGCAUAGAUCUACUAGCAGGAUAUAACUGUUCUUGUUAUCCAGGUUUCGAAGGAAUACACUGUGAAAUUGAAGUCGAUGACUGUAAUUCAAGCCCAUGUGUACAUGGAACAUGUAUUGACGGUGUCGCGCAAUACACUUGCGCUUGUGAAAAUGGCUAUACAAACAUUAACUGCAACCAGGACAUUGACGAGUGUAGCUCAAGUCCGUGCAAACAUGGUGAAUGCAUAGAUCUACAAGCAGGAUAUAACUGUUCUUGUUAUCCAGGUUUCGAAGGAAUACACUGUGAAAAAGAUAUGUACGAAUGUAGCUCGAAUCCAUGCAAAUAUGGCGCAUGUGCAGAUCUUGUCAACAGCUACAACUGUUCUUGUUAUCCCGGUUUCAGCGGUUUGCAUUGUGAAAUUAAUGUUGACGAGUGCAGUUCUAACCCUUGUCAACAUGGCUCAUGUGCUGACGGUAUUGAUAUGUUUACAUGCUAUUGUGACAACGGAUUUACAGGCGUUUUGUGUGAUAUUGAUAUGAUAGACGAAUGCACGUCAAAUCCUUGCAAGAAUGGCACAUGUGUUGAUGACGUCAAUGGUUACAAUUGUUCAUGCCAUCCAGGCUUCACCGGGACAUUUUGCGAUAUUGAGAUAGACGAAUGCACGUCAAAUCCUUGUAUGAAUGGCACAUGUGUUGAUGACGUGAAUGGUUACAGCUGUUCAUGCAACCAAGGGAUCAUCGGAACACAUUGUGACACAGAGAUAGACGAAUGCAUGUCAAAUCCAUGCAUGAAUGGUACAUGUGUCGAUGAAUUCAAUGGCUACAGAUGUUCUUGCAAAUCAGGUUUCACCGGGACAAACUGUGAUAUAGAUCUAAAUGAAUGUAACUCAAAUCCAUGCAUUCACGGAAGCUGCACCGAUUUGAUUAAUGGAUACAGAUGUAUCUGCGCAAGUGGUUUUAUAGGUGUCAACUGCGACAUAGUUUCGGUUGCUUGUAAUUUCACAACGGACACGUGCAGUUGGCAGCAAUCUCUAAGCGACACGUUUGACUGGACAAGACGAUCAGGAAGCACACCUUCUUCGUCUACUGGACCAACUAGUGAUUAUUCGGGUUGCCAUUGUGUUCAGCAGAAGUCGUACAACAAAACGCAAACUCCUGGCGAGGUUCAACAACACCGGGAGUGUUAGAGAUGUUCCAAGAAGGGCAAGACGCAGAGUAGCAACCUCCCGACAAAACAGACAUAUAUCUCUGAGUCAUCUCCGUAAUCGCAGGCUUACUGUGGGACUUUCUUUCGGUAGACACCAACGUAUAUAAGCGACCAAAACAGUCCGGAACAGAUUACGAGCCAAGGGUAUUCCGUUGACUGAGCGUCACAAAGCUGACCGUCUGCAAUGGACUUGCCGUGCGGAAGGGGAUAACGCGACACUUACGUACCAAUCGAGAUUUUAUUUAUCUGGAAGUGACGGGAGAACACGAGUUAAUCCUAGCAGAGGCGAACACUUAGCUCAGUGUUGUAUCCAGGAAAGAGAUCGUUUCGAUUGAGGCUCGACAAGGAUCUGGGGUGGAAUAUCACUCCAUACACAAACGAGCAAUGUUAUUGUAAAUGACACUGUCAUGAACGGAGAUAUCAAAAGGGAGUGAUAAGGACAGUUAUGAUCCCUCACAUUCGUGCCAACGGAGGAAUGAUUCUGGCCCUGGAUAAUGCCCCAUGCCGCAUUGCGGGGUCAACCCGCGAGGUACUUCAGACACACCGGCUACAAACUCUGGAGUGGCCACCAAAAAGUCUAGACCUCAAUCCCUUUUAACAUGUGUGGAAUGAACUCGGUCGUCGGGUAAAGCGCCUGCCACGGCAACAUACCGCCGAUCAACUGCAAGAUGACCUUGUAAACACUUUGAACACGUUGCCACAGAGGUUUCCUCACGACUGCAUAAAUAAAAUGCACCAUCGAUGACGAGCCGUUAUCCGUGCUGGAGGAGGACACUCUGGUUAUUGAAAUUGUGACUCGUUUGUUACACCAAUGAAAUAAAAUGUGUGAUUUCUCAUCAUAGUUCACUGUUUUACCUACUUUUCCUGAAAUGAAUAUACUUAAAUGCAAUAACAUAAUAAUCAACCUAACCUUUCGGAGAAAACACAAAAAAAUGUUGGGUAUGCACUUAGAAGUUUUGAGUAGUGUGAUAAUAUGAAUAACGAUGCUAGAAAUUAUAUUUCUUUUAAUAACAAAAUGCAGAAAAAGCCUCUAAUAUAAAUUAAUACAAUGAUAGAUGGCAAUUAUAUAAAGAGAUAGAAAAAAUCCAAAUAAUUUUAGAAUUAUCCCCCUUUGGAACUUGAUAUUUCACAUUUUUUUUAAUUUAAGACAAUAAUUCCACUAAAGGGAAUUUAAUGUAUUGCGUUUUAAUCAGUGUUGUUUUUUUUUCUUUUGGAAAAAGCCGUUUCAAUCAAGGCACACAUGGAUGAAUUUCCAAACUGAAUAAAAAUCAAGACACUAAUGCGCUUACAAGUCGCAAGAGAAACAUCUAAAAACUAAGGGUUAUUUUUUUAACAAGAAACAUAGAUGUUUGUGUCUCUGUAUUUAGUUAAACUAAUUUCGAAUAUAAAUUAUGCUAUCGAUGAUAUCAAUUCUGCUAGAUUAUUU